AAACUUUCGACGCAAGCAGUUGGAGAAUCUACUGCGUUGCUAUGAGGAGAACGAGAACGACAUUAUCAGUGCCUUGGAGGCGGAUCUGCGUCGCCCCAAGCAGGAGAGUCUGAUCGUGGAGACAGAAUUCAUGAAGAAUGACAUCAAGCACAUUCUAUACCAUCUGAGUGACUGGGUCAAGGCAGAGAAGCCCUCCAAGUCGAUCAUAAAUGUGAUGGAUGAUGUGCAGAUCUACAACGAUCCCUUUGGUGUGGUCCUAGUGAUUGGUGCCUGGAACUAUCCGUUGCAGCUGCUGCUGGUCCCCGUGGCCUCUGCCAUUGCCGCCGGAAACUGUGUAGUGAUCAAGCCCAGCGAGAUCGCCGGCAACUGUGCCAAGUUUAUUGCCGAAGUCAUUCCAAAAUAUCUGGACAAUGACUGCUAUCCAGUUGUCUGCGGUGGACCCAGCGAGACGGCUGAGCUGCUCAAACAGCGUUUCGACUACAUCUUCUACACGGGCUCCACCCGCGUCGGCAAAAUCAUUCAUGCUGCGGCCAACAAGCACUUGACGCCCACCACUCUGGAGUUGGGUGGCAAGAGUCCUUGCUACAUUGACAAGUCGGUGGAGCUGCGUACAGCUGUGAAGCGAAUCCUUUGGGGCAAGCUAAUCAACUGCGGCCAGACCUGCAUUGCGCCUGACUACAUUCUCUGCUCGAAGGAGAUGCAGGACAAGUUCGUGGCCGAAGCCAAGGACGUGCUCAAGGAGUGGUAUGGCGAAAACAUCCAGAGCAGCCCCGACCUGUGCCGUGUGAUCAACACCAACAAUUUCCAGCGCCUGCUUGGGCUGAUGAAGUCGGGACGCGUCGCUGUGGGCGGUAAGUACGAUGCCAGCGAGCGUUAUAUUGAGCCCACAAUCCUGGUCGAUAUCAAGCCGAAUGACCCCAUAAUGGAGGAGGAGAUUUUCGGCCCCAUCUUGCCCAUCUACAACGUGGAGAGUGCCUACGAUGCCAUCAAGUUCAUCAAUGACAGAGAAAAACCUCUUGUAAUAUACGUAUUCUCAAACUCGAACAAGCUCGUUAAAGAGUUCCAGAGCAAUACCACAAGCGGCGGAUUCUGCAGCAACGAAACCAUAAUGCAUUGUGGAGUGGAUGUGCUGCCCUUUGGCGGCGUUGGCAUGAGCGGCAUGGGCUCCUACCACGGAAAGUACGGCUUCGACACCUUCACACACAAAAAGUCGUGCCUGGGCAAGGAUCUGUCGGCGGUCGGUGAGAAGUUGGCCUCAGCUCGCUAUCCCCCGUACUCUGAUCGCAAGGGAUCGUUCUUGUCAUUCCUGCUGCGCAAGCGCCGACCACUGCCUAAUUUAUAUCUGACACAUGUGCUGGCCGUCGGCCUGGGCGUGGGUCUGACGGUUCUGGCCAACUAUUACCUACAGAAAAAUUCAACUGAAUAAAAAGGUCUAAACUUAUACUUUUUAUACGCAUAUCGGUGGGUCAUGUCUAGCUUUGGAUUCUUCGUGUUACACAUAUUAGUUAUUGUUAUUUAGUUGCUAUUUUAUACAAAUGUGAAUGCUUACUACAAUAUACGUCAAAA
Drosophila guanche is the source of this 1566-nucleotide messenger RNA. Its product is annotated as aldehyde dehydrogenase family 3 member B2-like. Lineage: Eukaryota; Metazoa; Arthropoda; Insecta; Diptera; Drosophilidae. Gene Ontology annotation, molecular function: aldehyde dehydrogenase (NAD+) activity. The record is from RefSeq and is a predicted model, not a curated record. Bases 131 to 1426 code for a protein of 431 amino acids. The transcript has 10 exons. Gene Ontology annotation, cellular component: cytoplasm. Gene Ontology annotation, biological process: aldehyde metabolic process.